Molecule: messenger RNA, 2394 nt
Organism: Anneissia japonica
Lineage: Eukaryota; Metazoa; Echinodermata; Crinoidea; Comatulida; Comatulidae
Exons: 4
Coding region: 1-2394 (797 amino acids)
Source: RefSeq, a predicted model, not a curated record
AUGUGGCUGUCAUUAAAAGGUGCUAAAAGGUGCCUAGAUCCAUCGCAUCGCAGAAGAGCUUGCAAGGUGCUAAUAAAAUGCGAGGAAUGCAGCAGUACAGAUCAAGUGACCUCAAUGCACUCACACCAAGGCGGGGAGCAGGCAGCUGAGGAAAAUACCACUCGCCAGCAUAACAUUACCACUGCCUGCGCACAAGUAUGUGGAGACGAUACAGCAAUGGCGGGCAAAUCAUGUGCAAAGAUUGUUCCUGUGGUUGUCAGUCACAAACGUGAUAAAACAGUGACUGUCCGAACAUAUGCGAUAAUUGAUGACCAAAGUAAUAAGUCACGAGUUUCGGAGAAGCUUCUUGACCUAUUUGACGUCCAAUAUCAAGAAACAAAUUAUUCGCUCACAUCCUGUAAUGGAGUAAUGCAGGCAAAUGGCAGAUAUGCUAGUGGAUUCGUUGUUACGCACCUUAUCCCAGAGCAGGAUGAACGCUGCUCCAUCACACUGCUAAUAGGAAGGGACCUCAUCGAAGCACAUCAUGUUCUAGACCAGAUAAUUGGACCGGCCAGCGCACCGUACGCACAAAGGCUGCGAUUGGGUUGGGUAAUCAUCGGUGAAACCUGCCUUGGUGGGUCCCACAUGCCCAAUUCCAUUGGAACAUACAGAACGAGUAUCAUUAUCCAAAACAAUGCAAAGCCUUCAACAUUGGACCCAUGUCCCAACCAGAUAAAAGUGGAAGAGCUAUUUGACAAGGGUGAGGAUUCCAUGAGUCUAUCUAGGGAAGAGAAGCAGUUUGUCAAUAUCAUGGAGGCUGAAGGAAAGCUAAGUUCAAAUAAUAUGUGGACAGCUCCAUUACCAUUCAGAUCACCUAGACCAAGGCUACCAAAUAACCGCCAACAGGCAUGGAAAAGGGCAUGCAUACUGCAUAAAAGUCUUGUCAAAGAUUGCGUCAAAAGGCAACACUUUAUUACCUUUAUGAAAGGAGUUUUGGACAACGGACAUGCGGAAAGGGCCCCACCACUCAACAAGGAUGAAGAAUGCUGGUACCUACCGUUAUUUGGUGUUUAUCAUCCCAAGAAAAGGGAUAAAAUACGAGGCGUAUUUGAUUCCUCUGCCACCUUUCAGGGAGUGUCACUGAACAAGGUACUGCUCAAAGGCCCUGAUUUGACAAAUGGACUGGUAGGGGUACUAAUGCGUUUCAGAAGGGAAGGUGUCGCUGUUUGUGGGGAUAUAGAGAGUAUGUUUUAUUGUUUUGGAGUGGCCGAGGAGCACAGGAACUUUUUAAGAUUUUUCUGGCAUGAAGAAAAUGACAUUAGCAAACCGCUAGUAGAGUAUAGGAUGUGUAAGCAUGUAUUUGGAAACAAACCCUCUCCAGCAGUUGCUAACUAUGGCCUACGAGACAUCAUCAAAAAUGCUGAUCCUGAUGUGGUAGAAUUUGUCAAUAACAAUUUCUAUGUAGAUGAUGGGUUAACAUCUUGCGAGGAUCAUGAAACUGCAAUAUCAUUGGUGAAAAGAACGCAGGCUGCUUUAAUGGAUGGUGGCAAAAUACGCCUACAUAAAAUUGCUUCUAACAGCCAAGAGGUACUAAACGCAUUUGAUCGAGAAGAAAUUGCAUCAGAGAUUUCAAUAGAAGUAGUGGAUUCAACUGUACAUGUGUAUUGUGACGCCUCUGAGCAGGCUGUUGCAGCAGUGGCGUUCUUAAAGACAAACAGUGUAAAGGGGACCGAAGUUGGAUUUAUAAUAGGAAAAUCACGUAUAGCUCCUAGACAAGGUCAUACCAUUCCCCGUCUCGAACUCUGUUCUGCUGUGCUUGCCACUGAAUUAGCCAAAGUAGUCACCACAGAGCUAGACUUUUCUCCCAAAAGUAUCAGUUUCUAUUCAGACAGUAGGAUAUUUCUGGGUUACCUUAACAACAACACAAGGAGAUUUCAUACUUAUGUAGCCAACAGAGUUGAAAAGAUAUUGUCAUUCUGCGAACCACACCAAUGGCACUACAUAUCGACAGGUCAGAAUCCUGCGGAUCACGGUACUAGAUGUAUUGAUCCUGUGAAAAUGCAGAAUUGCACUUGGCUUACUGGUCCCCAGCAUUUGCAUCUAAUUAAUGAAGAGGAACAAGCAACGUUUCCUCUCAUUGACCCUGACAAUGAUAAGGAAAUCAGGAAGGAAAAUGUAACUGUAAGUAAGACAGUAAUAUGCAAAACGCGAAUGCUGAGUGAAGAGAAACUUAAACGCUUUUCAUCAUGGUCAGGCUUGACACAAGCUGCUGCAUACUUGAAACAUCAAGCAUCAUCCUUUAGAACAGAAGGGCAAAUACCACCAUGCUCUGGGUGGCAUGCGUGCACACAGCAUAAAUCCGUAGAAAAAUAUAAGCAAGCUGAAAUCUUCAUUAUCAAAAUUCACGUCCACUAG